Molecule: messenger RNA, 3001 nt
Organism: Neopsephotus bourkii (Bourke's parrot)
Lineage: Eukaryota; Metazoa; Chordata; Aves; Psittaciformes; Psittacidae
Gene: PECAM1
Product: platelet and endothelial cell adhesion molecule 1
Exons: 14
Coding region: 670-2772 (700 amino acids)
Biological process (GO): cell surface receptor signaling pathway
Molecular function (GO): transmembrane signaling receptor activity
Source: RefSeq, a predicted model, not a curated record
GCAUGAAAGUCUGCCUGUCAAUAUUCUAGUCUAAUACAACAGUAGCUGUGGUUCCUGAUAUAAUUUGAAUUAAUUGUGCACCCUAUGGUAAAGCUGUUCUUUGCCAUAGCAAAAAUGAGAGACCUGGAAACAGAGGUAAAGAGGAAAAAUGAGUAAUUCUGUACAUCUGUGCUCUAAAAGAGUUCUCUGUGUCAGGAAGAAGGGAAAUAUUUACUCAAGGAUCCGCUGAGGUGAAAUAGCAAAGGUAAUUUGUCUUUGUAAAUGGUUAAUCGUGAUUUAAAAGCCCCCAUAUUGACAGGAACUGCAGGAUAGAUGUCAUUGGAACUUCUUGUUUUUUUAAUACACCUUAAGAAAUUAAACAAAGCAAAUGCAUUUGGUGGCGCCCUCAGGAAAAGUCCAGUCACUUCCUGAACAGUAAUCUGCCUGUGAGCAGCAGAUAGAUUCUCAUUGUUUGCCAUUUCCAGUUUCCAGUAAUGGGAACGAUUACUUGAUCCAGCCAGUUUUUGAAGAUCUGGGAAUAUUUAUGCAUUUUAAUGGCAAAAUUUUAUCAGUUUCCAUAAAACAGCCACAGAAAAACCCAUAACCUGUUUUUGGUACCUGAAGGCAUCACCUCUGAUGAUGAAUAUUGUUUUAUUUUGGAAUUAAGCGUGUGUGUUCUUCAGGAACGAGAUGUAUCUUGCUCUUCUGGUGAUUUUCUUGCAGUGUUCAGAACUUUACACUCAGGACAGAGUUUUUACUUUCAACACAGUUGAAAUCGAUGUUCAGCCGUCUGUCAAAGUCAAGAAUGGAGCUCCCAUGUCAAUUAUCUGCCAUGCUGAUAUUAGCAAAAGUGCUGAUUUCCAGCUGAAGCAUAACUUUACAAUUUUUAAGGAUGGCAAGCUUGUGUUCAUGACUGUAUCAGACAAAGAUGAUGCUCAAUAUGAAGUACCUAUGGCUAGAUCUUCAGAUACAGGAGAGUAUGAAUGUACUGUGGAAGCAGGCGGGAAGACAAAAUCAAGUAACUCCUUACAUGUCUGGGUAAAAGGAAUGACCAAGCCAAUCCUCACUGCUGAGAAAAAAGAAGUUUUAGAGGGUGAAGUUGUGAAAUUACGUUGUGAGCUGCCAGAAGAAGUUCCUCCUUUAUACUUCUAUUUCCGAAAGAUAAAGAUGAAUUCAACACCUAAAGAAAAAUAUGUCUUUGAAGCAUACAAAAAUUAUUCUGAAGUGGAAUUUUCUGUUGAAGAAGGAGAUAAUAUUUUACAAUUUGACUGCUUUGGUAAGAGACAUGUACAACGGGAAUUUGACAGCUCAGAACACAGCAACAAAACACUUGUUACAGUCAGGGAACCAUUUAUAAAGCCUACUCUGAGUGUCAGGCCCUCACGUAAUAUUACAGAAGGAGACAGAAUACAGCUUGAAUGCUCAACUGUGGUAGCCCGAAUGCGUGACAUCGAAAUCAUACUCCAGAAAAACAAAACAAUACUGAACAGUGUACGAGAUGAGAAAGUUUUGAAGUACUCUGCAGUAGCUACUCUAGAGGACAGUGGUGAAUACCUGUGUAAAGUGGAGCAAGGGAGAGCAUCUAAGUCCACCAAAGUGAAUGUUGUUGUGUCAGAGUUAUUCCCCAAGCCAACACUGGCUGCUUCUAUGAAUAAGCUGGAUGAAAACAAAGAGUUAACUCUGAGCUGCAGCAUUAGUGGCUUUCAGAAAGCCAACUUCUCCAUGCUGCGGAGGAAUUCAAAUGGAGAUGUCUUGUUGGAAACUUCUAGAAACUUAACAAUGAGAGUUAGUGUGAAUGAUACUGGAUCCUACAUCUGUAAAGCUGAAGUAAAAGGAAUAGUCAAGGAGAGCAAACCUGUAAGGAUAAAUGUUUAUGCUCCAGUCUCCAAGCCAACUCUUUCUGUUGUCAGUGGUUUACCAGAGGUGGUGUUAGGGAAGCCUCUGCAGUUAAUCUGUCGUUCAGCCAGGGGAACACCACCAAUAACAUUCAAAUUCUACAAAGGAAACGUAAUUAAGGAAACAGUCAUUAACGAUACAUAUGCUAUGUUCUUGGAUGAAAAUGUUGGACAAAAUGACAAAAAGGGAUACAAAUGUGAUGCUAGAAAUAAUCACUCCAGUGGUGUGAAAACCAGCAAUAUUCUAAACGUCACAGUAGUAGUGCCAAUCAGGAAUGCCAGCCUGGGCAGUAUUCCGUAUGGAGAAGUGGAGGAAGGCAGUGAGACCGCUUUCCUCUGCUCUGUGAAAGAAGGAUCUUGGCCAAUCCACUUCAGGAUUUUUAGAAAAGCUGAUCGUGAUGUUCUUGUAUUUGAGCAAAGUGAACACGCUGACAGAGUCAUGUGGCGCAAAGGCACGAUGAGCAGGCAGGACACUGGGACAUACUACUGCGUGGCUUCUAAUCGAGCUAAUGUGGAUGUGAAAAGCCAUCCAAUAACCAUCAAUGUCAUCUUAGCAUCUUGGCAGAAAGGAGUCAUUGUUGCGUUUGUCCUGAUACCCAUCGCAGGAGCCGUGACUCUCGCUUUAUGGUGGUUUUUGUGUAAGAAGAAAAAGGCUAAAGGACCAUCCGUGGAGAUGUCUGGUCCUGCCUUGGCUACUAACUCGGCAAGUGAAAAACUGACGAGACAGCAUAAUGAUGGAGACUACUAUUCAGGACCUGACCUUGAGAGUGCUGAGGUGGAGUACACUGAAGUUGAAGUAUCAACGCUUGAUCCUCACAAAGCUCCUGUACAGAAGGGGACUGAAACAGUUUAUAGUGAAAUCAGAAAAGCUAAUAAUGAGAAUACAAGGGCAUCGUGAUGCUACUUAGAACUGUCAUCUCAAAGAUCAGCUGGGAGAAGAAAACAAGCCAAGAUGGAAAAUGUCGUGAAAGUUUCAAAAGCUCUGCAGCACUUAUUUAUGAGUUUACCAGGCUCUUCUCUUCAGAGUUGAUUUCCUUAGAGGGAACAAUAGAGAUGUCCCUAAAGCAUUUAAUGGAAAAAAUGACAAAUAAAAAUUCUAACAGGAAAGUGGCUCUAGAAACCACUGA